AUGCCGCCAUCCAACACGGCCGCCUGGCUGACGAAGCCAAAAACACCACUCUCCGUCUCGUCGGCGCCGUACACCCCGCCGGGACCAGACCAGAUCGUGGUCCGCUCCCGCGCCAUAGCGGUGAACUACUGCGACUGGGCAAAGCAGGACCUCGGAAGCAUGUUGUUCCCCUGGGUCAAGCUGCCCUUCGUGAUGGGCGAGGACGUCGCGGGGGAGGUCGUCGAGGUGGGGGCCGGCGCGGACGCCUCCUUCAAGGUCGGCGACCGCGUGCUGAGCCAUGCGGUCGGUCUGGACAAGAUCAGCAGCGGGGCCAGCGAGGGCGCGUUCCAGGAGUACGUCGUGCUGCGCGCCGGGCUGGUGGCGCGGAUACCGGACUCGGUGGCGUUCGAGAGGGCCUGUGUGUUGCCAGUCUGCCUGAGCACCGCUGCGACCGGGCUGUUCUGCGACAAGCACCUCGGUCUGGACCUGCCUUCCCUUGAUAACAACGCUGCCACGGACGGGAGGAAGGCCGGGAAAGGUGCUCGUUAUAUCGUCUCAGCAUGCUGCAAGGGCACGGACAAGGCGUACGUCGCUCAGAUGUCUCUCAACGGGCCUCCACCGCCAAAGCCGGGAGCUCUGAACCUUGUGUCUUGGUUGGCUGGGGCAGCCUAUGCAUGGAUCUCAACUCUGGUGAAGAAGAACCUCAAGGGGGUCAAGGUCGAGUUUGUCUGGGGGUCCGACCUAUACGAUGGCCCUGUUGCUGAGGCAGUGUAUGGAAGCUUUUUGCCAGCCGCGCUCGCAAAGGGCAGCUUUGUCCCUGCCCCGGAGCCACAAGUUAUUGGGCAUGGGCUGGAUAAAGUCCAAGAGGCAUUCGAAGUGGGCAGGAAAGGCGUGUCUGCGAAGAAGUUGGUGGUGACUGUUUGA
Messenger RNA from Diaporthe citri, 903 nucleotides. RefSeq lists its product as uncharacterized. The record is from RefSeq and is a predicted model, not a curated record. Gene Ontology annotation, molecular function: oxidoreductase activity, acting on NAD(P)H. The coding region runs from base 1 to 903 and encodes 300 amino acids. Lineage: Eukaryota; Fungi; Ascomycota; Sordariomycetes; Diaporthales; Diaporthaceae. The transcript has 2 exons.